Messenger RNA from Coffea eugenioides, 623 nucleotides. RefSeq names its product dolichol-phosphate mannose synthase subunit 2-like. Gene Ontology annotation, cellular component: dolichol-phosphate-mannose synthase complex; endoplasmic reticulum membrane. The record is from RefSeq and is a predicted model, not a curated record. Gene Ontology annotation, molecular function: enzyme regulator activity. Gene Ontology annotation, biological process: GPI anchor biosynthetic process. NCBI's taxonomy places the organism in Eukaryota, Viridiplantae, Streptophyta, Magnoliopsida, Gentianales, Rubiaceae. The transcript is spliced from 3 exons. The coding region runs from base 114 to 356 and encodes 80 amino acids.
GAAAAAAGUAAGCAGAAGAAACUACCACUCGAAAUCCUUGAAUCAAACCCUAAUCGAAGAAUCCAAAUCUUUCAGGUGAAAAACUAUAAAAGAACAGAAAAAGGAAGGAGUAGAUGGAUUUAGCAGACAAGGCCGUGGGGCUGCUGUUAUCGGUAAUCAGCUUGUCAGUUUUCACUUACUAUACAUUCUGGGUGAUCAUACUGCCGUUCGUUGAUACUGAUCAUUUUGUGCACAAGUACUUUUUGCCUCAAGAAUAUGCCAUUCUGAUUCCGGUGUUUGCUCUUGCGGCGCUGCUUUGCUUCCUCUGCAUGUUUGUUGGAUAUGUGAUGCUCAAAUCCAAAAAGAAGAAGGCAUAAUGCAAGAUCUAUAGUGUGUGCUGCAACUACCAUUUUUUUGUCACAUACAGAUAGUUUUAUUGCUGGGUUUCUCUUUUACUUGUAAAUGGAGGAUUUAGAUGAUUGCACUCAGUUCCUGUUAAUUUGAUGAAACCUGAAACUGGUAAUUGUCUUAGAUAAAAAGCUGACAAAUUGCAGAUAAAGAUUAUCUUCAGAUAUUGUUAGCCUGCUCUUGUAAGAGAGCAGUUGGUAUCAUUUUGUUUUGCAAGAUCUAGCAUUUAUCUUUUA